AAUAAAAACAAAAACAAACAUCGAAUCAAUCACCGUUUAACUGCCAACUCCAUCGGUUGUUCGCCAAUUUCCCAAGAACACGCUUUGUUUGGAAAUUGAACCAUGGCGGGGAUCGAAGGCGGAGGGACAUUGUCGGAAGUCAAUCAGAGCGCCAGGAAGCUACUUCUUCGAGCAAGGGACGGGAUCGAACGGUUGGAGAGGUUCGAGAGCUCCGUCUCCGGUGCCGAUUCACCCGAACUCUACUUCACCGUUAAAAAAGAUAUCUCCCAGAUCCACUCCCUAUGCGCCGAUAUGGAACGCCUCUGCCGUUCCAUCCCCGCCAAAUCGCAACGCGAUCUCUGGAAAAGAAAAGUUGAACAAGUGGCUGAAGAGGCUGACUCUUUGAAAGAUGGUCUAGACAAGUACUCUAUGAGGAAUCAGAAACGGUUGUUGGAAGCGAAAGAGAGAGCUGAAUUGCUUGGAAGAGCUAAUGGAGAGUCAGCUCAUGUACUGAGAAUUUUUGAUGAGGAAGCACAAGCAAUGCAAUCAGUUCGAAACUCUUCCAGAAUGUUGCAAGAAUCUUUUGAAACUGGAACAGCUAUCCUUUCCAAAUAUGCAGAACAAAGAGAUCGCCUCAAGAGAGCACAACGAAAGGCCUUGGAUGUACUGAACACAGUAGGGCUCUCCAACACCGUCCUGAGGCUUAUCGAGAGGAGGAACCGUGUUGAUUCAUGGAUCAAAUAUGUAGGGAUGGUUUUGACAGUUGUCAUUGUGUAUUUCUUCUGGAAAUGGACCCGGUGAUUUGCACUUUUUUCCCUCCUCAGCACGAAGGUUUGUUUUUCUGGAUUCUCUGAUCAUGUUAAGAAGGCAAAUAUCGCAAGUUUAAACGAGAAGAGCUUCGAUAUAAGUACAGAUGACAAAAAUGGAUGGUGUCAUUUCAAACUUGCAUUGAAGAGGAAGUUGUUGAUUCGGAAUACGAGUAUGUGAAAAGAAUUGGAAGAACUAAUGGCCGAAGCAAUUAUAGCUUGUGUAGUUAGUCUGUAUCGAUGUGCUGAUAUAAAUGCAGAAUUUGGGAUUAUAGAUUGUUAAUUUGAUAUUUUUGAGCUGAUCAGAUCGUUAAUAUGAAGAUUUUAAUCUCUUUUCUUUCUUCUGGA
Messenger RNA from Hibiscus syriacus, 1133 nucleotides. RefSeq names its product membrin-11-like. The transcript is spliced from 4 exons. NCBI's taxonomy places the organism in Eukaryota, Viridiplantae, Streptophyta, Magnoliopsida, Malvales, Malvaceae. Gene Ontology annotation, cellular component: endoplasmic reticulum membrane; Golgi apparatus; late endosome membrane. The record is from RefSeq and is a predicted model, not a curated record. The coding region runs from base 103 to 780 and encodes 225 amino acids. Gene Ontology annotation, molecular function: SNARE binding; SNAP receptor activity. Gene Ontology annotation, biological process: vesicle-mediated transport; vesicle fusion.